Paramuricea clavata is the source of this 5451-nucleotide messenger RNA. NCBI's taxonomy places the organism in Eukaryota, Metazoa, Cnidaria, Anthozoa, Malacalcyonacea, Plexauridae. The record is from the annotation of a GenBank genome assembly.
AUGGCGACAAACUUUGACAUGAACAACAUGACCGUUGAACAACUUAUGGCACUUAGCGAGAUAGUUGAUGAUAGCGAUUAUGAGGGAAAUUUCGAGGAUGAAGUCGAGAGAAUAUCUGAGGACAAAUUCUAUCGAGUUGCACCUAAGGAUAAGGGCAAAGAUCCCUUUGAAGGAGAAAGACAAUUCAUAGAUGAAGGUGACCGUUCUACCGACCCAAAGAGACCAAGAAGACGCCCACUAAAUGAGAAGGUUGAGAGAGGUAUAAUGCCAACAUGGAAAUAUUCCGAGAGACAGAAGGCAAAGGCUUUACUAGUCGAGGAGGCAUACCAGAGCUUACUUAGUAGAGGAGUUGACGGCCUGCCACCAACAAUGGGAGGUAGAUGGAGAACGGAUGAUCCUCAGGUAAAUGCGGAGAUGAAGAGGUUAGAGAACCUUAGGAACCCCAAGCGUCCAAGAGGCAGACCACCAAAGGCUAAGGCUGACGGUGUUGCUAAGGCUCCCAGAGGACGACCGCAAAAGGUUAAGUCCGACGCUGAGGUUGUGAUUCCAAAGAGACGUGGAAGACCACCAAAGGCUAAGUCUGACGCUGAAGUUGUAAUUCCAAAGAGACGUGGAAGACCACCAAAGGUUAAGGUAUCUGAAACAAUAAAACCUAAGGUUAAAAGACAGACUGUUGCGGAGAGGUUCAUAAGUCAAAACCGAAUAAAACUCUCAGUUCCCGCGGAUAGCGUGAUAACUCAGGUGGGACCAAAUAAGUUCACGGUGACUGUGGAUCUUAGUAAGAAACCGACAAGGAAAGCUCCUGAGGUGCCGAAGGGUGUGGCUUCAUGGAAACCUACUCCUAAGCCGAGAACUGUAAUUCCCAGGGAAAGACCAAUUCCCAAACCUAGAACUGUAAUUCCUAGGGAAAGACCAGUUCCCAAACCCAGGACCAAAAAGACCGUGCCUCCUCUAAAGUUAAGGAAGCCUGCAAAGGUAAUGAAGGAAGUUGGGGAACAGCCUGUAGUGGUCGCACCAGAGGAACACGAAAUUGAUCCAUUUGGAACAUACCUUGAGAAGCCAUCCUAUAGGAAAAUAGAAACUGCCGCAAAUGGUGCAGCUGUGACUUACUCGAUAACUCCAAAUUAUAUGGAUCCCCUGGACCAGAUGACUGCAAGUAGGCAGGUGGUGAGGGGAAUAUUAGUGAACGAGUUGAAGAGAAUGGGAGGUCUAAAAUAUACGGAAACAAUUAAGGUAAGAAUGUCAAAGGAAAUUGGAAAUAACAAAACUAAGAAGGAUUCAAUAUACUUCAAAUCAAAAACAGGAACUGCAACCAACUUUGAGGAUAUCGAAAGCACUGCAGCUCAAAACCAACUGACCAUUUUAUCCAGAAUUGAAACCUUCCAGAACUUAGGUUCAAAUUGGAUUAUUCUGAACAUUGAAAGUCAUUAUGUUAAUAUUGCAAUGUACAAACCUCUAAAGGGUAGUUCAUAUAUGAAAUUACCUGCAGACAUUAGCAAUCCAAAAUGUGGACUUAUAAAUAUGCAAAAUGAUGACAAUAAAUGCUUCAUGUGGAGUCAUUUAAGACACGUAAGACCAAGAGCAAGAAGGGCAACAACAAUAACAAAGCAGGAUAGGGAGUUCGCGGUGAACCUGGACUAUGAAGGUAUUGACUUCCCUGUAAAGAUAAGCGACAUUGAUAAAAUUGAGAGAAAGAACUCAAUAAGCAUUUCAGUGUUCGGUUAUAAGGGCAAAAAGCAGUUCUACCCAAUCAGGAACUCUAAGACAAAAUAUGACGAACAUAUGGAGUUGCUGCUGUUAGGCGACAACAAUGGUGGUAAUCAUUAUGUUCUAAUAAAAGAUGUAAAUAGAAUGCUCUUCAGUGUUAGCGGUAACUCGAACAAGAAACACUUCUGCUUAUAUUGCCUCCAUAGUUGCGUUAGUGAAGAAUCGUUGAAGAAACAUAGUGAGACAUGUAUAAGUGUAAAUGGAACUCAGGCCACGAAGCUUCCAGACGAAGGUUCAAAAAUAAAGUUCGGUCACUAUAGAAAUUCAAUGCCUGCCCCAUUUGUAAUCUAUGCUGACUUUGAGUCUAUGCUUGUUCCUGAGGAAAGAAAAGUGGAAUCUGAAGGCACUGAGGAGAAGAGUUCAACAGAGCUUUACCAGACACACAAAGCUUGCAGUUUUGGGUUGAAAACAGUGUGUCAUUAUGAUGAUCAGUACUCAGGUGAAUGUAUGAGUUACGUUGGUGAAGACGCUACACUGGUCUUCUUGAAGACAGUUCUAAAGGAAUCUAUCAGGUGCCGGGAAAUGGUGAAUAAGAUCUUCAAGAAAAAGAUGGUAAUUACCCCAGAACAAGAAGCUGAAUUCUGGAUGACAAGAAACUGCUCCAUCUGCGGCUGUGACUUAGGUGAUGACAGAGUCAGGGACCAUGAUCAUGUAACUGGACUGUUCCGUGGAGCUGCUCAUAAUAUGUGCAACUUGAAAUACAGAAUUACAUGGAAAGUUCCCGUGGUCUUCCAUAAUCUAAGAGGUUACGAUAGCCAUCUAAUAAUGCAGGAGAUUGGUAAGUUUAAGAUGAACAUUAACGUGGUUCCAAAUAACAUGGAAAAAUACAUUUCCUUCUCACUUGGUAAAAGUCUUGUGUUCAUUGACUCAAUACAAUUCAUGGCUUCUUCCCUGGAAGCACUUGUGAGUAACCUUUCACCUGAAGACUUCAAGAUAGUCGGUCAGCGGUGGCAAGGUGAGGACUUCGAUCUUGUGAGACAGAAAGGUAUAUUUCCAUAUGAAUACUUGGAUGACAUAAGCAAGCUUGACACUGAGGGACUUCCAAGUAAAGACAAAUUCUACUCAUCUCUAUACGAGUCUGAAGUGAAAGAAGAAGAUUACCAGAGAGCUCUAAAAGUUUGGGAUCACUUUAAGAUGAAAACGAUGCGGGACUACCACGAUCUCUACCUGGAGACUGACGUUCUUCUUCUAGCAGAUGUUUUCGAGAAUUUCAGAAAGACCUGCCUGGAAAAUUACAAGCUUGACCCUGCUCACUACAUCUCAGCACCUAGUCUAAGUUGGGACGCAUUCCUAAAACAGUCAGGUGAGGAAAUAGAAUUGGUAAGCGAUAUGGAUAUGUUCCAGUUCUUUGAGAAGGGAAUGGGAGGUGGGGUAAGUCAUAUUGCUCAUAGACACUCCACAGCGAAUAAUAAGUAUAUGGAAACGUACGACAAAGACGCUGAAAACAAGUUCCUUAUGUACCUCGAUGCCAACAAUUUAUAUGGCUGGGCGAUGUCUCAACCUCUGCCUAAUGGAGAGUUUGAGUGGAUCGAGGAAGUUGACAAAAUAAAUAUUGAUGACUACUUAGGAGACAGUGGAAGGGGUAUGGUUCUUGAGGUUGAUAUGGAAUAUCCAGAAGAACUUCACGACCUACAUAACGGUUAUCCUCUUGCUCCAGAAAGUAAGGAGAUUGAUGUGUCAAUGUUAUCAGAUUAUGCUAAGGAUAUUGCUGAUAAAUUCCAGCUGACAAUUGGAGGUGUAAGAAAACUGGUGAACUCCUUAGGUCCCAGGAAGAAUUACGUUCUACAUGUUAGGAAUCUGAAACUCUACAUGGAACUCGGAAUGAAACUUACAAAGGUUCAUAGAGCAGUCUCCUUCAAGCAGUCAACUUGGCUGAAAAAAUAUAUUGACUUUAAUACUCAAAAACGAUCGGCUGCUAAGAAUGCGUUCGAGAAAAACUUCUUCAAGCUCAUGAAUAAUUCCAUUUAUGGAAAGACUAUGGAGAACUUGAGGAAGAGAGUUGAUGUGAAGUUGGUGUCGUCGGAAAACGAUCUCCUUAAACUAACUACGUCUCCAUGCUUCCAGUCACAUAGAAUUAUGAAUGAGAGCCUGAUCGUGGUAAAGAGAUUGAAGGAAGUCCUGACUCUGAACAAGCCGUGUUAUGUGGGAAUGAGUAUCCUAGAUUUAUCCAAGACUCUAAUGUAUGACUUCCACUACAACAUGAUCAAGAAAGAAUAUGGUGACAAGUCAAAGCUCCUCUUCACGGACACUGACAGUCUCAUGUACGAGAUCAAGACUGAUGACGUGUACGAGGACUUCAAGAGGAUCGGUGAAGAGAAAGAUUGUUGGGACAACUCAGAUUAUCCAAAAGAUUCCCCGUAUUACUCAGCUCAUAAUAAGAAGGUAAUUGGAAAGUUUAAGGAUGAAGCUGAAGGAGUACCAGUGAUUGAAUUCGUAGGGUUAAGGUCAAAGAUGUACUCUUAUGUGAAGGAGAGUGGUGGAGGUGGAAUGACAGCUAAAGGUGUGAAGAAGUAUGUGAUCAGGAAUAAACUCACUCACGAAAACUUCAAGAACGUAAUUAAGACUAAAGGUAGAAUGAGACAUAAGAUGAACACAAUCAGAAGCAUCAAACAUAAAAUUGGAACUUACCAGCUAAAGAAAAUCACACUCAGCUGUUUCGAUGACAAGAGAUACCUACUUGAAGAUGGUGUUACAAGUUACGCGUACGGGCACCACUCAAUAGGAGAUCUAAAGGCUGAGGUGGUGAUUGAAGAAAAAGUGGAACCAAGCUGGGUACCAGAAAGGGUUGAAACUCAGAGUGAAUACUGUAGACUCGAGGAAGCAGUAGAACUUUACGAAGGCCCUCCUUGGGAAGACUUAGGACCACGGGAAGAAAAACAUAUUCCCAGACCAGAAUACAAAGUUGUGAUUCCACGGAAGAGAUACAAGUUUAAGAAACGGACACUGUUGAGGGUAGUUGUAACUGAUGAGAAUCAUCUAAGGAAAAACUAUGACAUACUACUGAAAGAUGAAAAGGAAUAUCUAAAAGUGGUGCUGCAAGAGAAAUUUAGAUCAUUGGGUAUCGCUACGGUUAUAACCCCUGGAAGCAAUAAGAUUACCCUAAUUGGAUACUAGGAGAAAUAGAGAAUUGGAGAUUGGAUGGAAGUCGACUGAAAAUAAUAGAAAAAAAAUGAGGUAAAAAAGACCAGAAAAAAUGGUCUAGAAAAAUAUGAGCCCGCGUUUCUGGGGGAAAAUAUGGAAACCGCUAACCGGAAGUUGGGUGAGAUCGCGGGCCGAAAAAGUGGUCUAGAACCCUCAUUCCCUAUACUACUCAUUGCUUCCAUUCAUCUCAACGCAUCGUUUUCAACGGCCAUCGUUUUCAUCAAUGGCCAUCGUUUUCAACAAGACAACAAUCCGAAGCAUACGAGCAACCUAGCGAAAUCCUUCUUUGAGGAAGAAGCGGUAAAUUGGUGGAAAACACCGCCAGAGAGUCCAGACCUCAACCCCAUCGAACUUGUGUGGCAUGAACUUAAGCAUCAUCUGAGAACAAUUGUCAAACCAAGAACGAAGGAUGCUUUAGUUGACGGCAUUACCCAAUUUUGGGCUGAAGUAAUGACUGUUGAAAAAUGCAAAAGAUACAUUAAUCAUGUAAAAAAAGUUUUGCCAAUUGUAGUCGAACGUGAAGGACGUGCAUCAGGUUGUUAA